AUGACAGAAAGAACAAUGUUUUCACAUAACGACUAUGAAGUUGCGUGGAUAUGCGCUUUGCCACUGGAGAUGACAGCGGCUAAGACGAUGUUAGACACGCUCCACGAUCGACUGUCUCAGCCCACAUCUGACCACAACACCUACACACUUGGUAGCGUUGGUGGCCACAAUAUAGUGGUAGCCUGCCUCCCGUCAGGCGUUUACGGAACCACCUCUGCGGCAAUCGUCCUCGCUCAAAUGCUUCAAACGUUCCCAUCUCUUCGAUUUGGGUUGAUGGUGGGCAUUGGGGGUGGUGUACCGAGCAAAGAUGCUGACAUUCGCCUGGGUGACGUGGUCAUCAGCAUGCCAACUGCGACCUUCGGGGCUGUGGUCCAGUAUGACUAUGGAAAGACACUUCGCAAUGGACGCUUCGAACGCACUGGAUCACUCAACAAGCCGCCACAAUAUUUACUAACCGCAAUAUCUCAAAUGCGCAGUGAUCAUACCGAUGGAACUACAUCGAUUGGAGAAAUCACAUCAGAGGUACUUGAGAAGCACCAGAAGCUUCAAGAACAAUUUUCGCGCCCUGAGCAAGACUGGCUUUUCGAGGCGAGCUAUGAUCAUGAAGGCAACAAUGCCGACUGCAUGAAGUGCGAAGCAAGCCACCUGGUUACGCGCAAGAUACGAGAAGCCGAAGAUCCUGUCAUUCAUUACGGUCUCAUUGCGUCUGGGAACCAAGUCAUGAAAAAUGCUACUGCGCGAGAUGCUAUUGCCCAAGAAAUGAAUAUCCUCUGUUUUGAGAUGGAAGCCGCCGGACUGAUGGACCAGUUGCCAUGUUUAGUCGUUCGAGGAAUAUGCGACUAUUGCGACUCCCAUAAGCACAAACAGUGGCAAGGAUAUGCCGCUCUCACUGCCGCUGCUUACACCAAAGCUCUUCUUGGAAGGGUCCCUUCACACGCUCAGAGUCAAAGCAAGAACACAAGCAAGACAAGCCAUUGGAUAGUACCAUUUGCUCGAAAUUCCCGAUUCGUUGGCCGUCAGCAGGAGAUCAACUAUAUUGAAAAGUUGAUUGUUUCCGCCGCCAGCCCGACUAAAGUUUCUGUUUAUGGGCUAGGGGGAAUCGGGAAAACCCAAAUCGCCCUGGAAAUAGCCUACCUUGUACGAGAAAAGGUUCCUGAGUGUUCCAUCUUCUGGAUUCCAUGCGUCAGUUACGAGAGUUUGGAACAAGCCUAUAUGAAAAUUGCCUCGGCCAUGGGCAUUUCGGGCACGGAGCCAGCAAGGAUGAAGGAACAAGUCAAAUCUCGACUCAGCCAAGAAAACGCCGGAAAGUGGCUUCUGGUAUUUGACAACGCCGACGAUAUGGAAAUGUGGACCAAAGGAAGCGCGACUGCUCCACCGCUUCAGGAUAUUCUUCCUUACAGCGAGAAUGGCCAUAUUCUUUUUACCUCUCGGAAUAGAAAGCUGGCCGUCAGAGUCGCAUCGCCUAACGUUCUAUCUGUUCCUGAUAUCGACCAUGUCACUGCUAUGAAGAUCCUCGAAAAGUCGCUCAUCAAACAGGGUCUGCUGUGUGACAAUCAAGCAGCGACCGCUCUUCUUGAGCAGCUUGGAUAUCUUCCACUUGCAAUUACCCAAGCCACUGCCUACAUAAAUGAAAAUGGGAUCUUGCUUUCUGAUUAUCUGUCACUGAUGAAAGACCGAGAGACCGACGCAGCCGAGCUGUUAAGUGAAGAAUUUCAUGACGACGGACGAUACGUCGAGACACAAAACCCAGUGCUUACUACUUGGAUGAUCUCCUUCAAGCAGAUCCAGGAAUCAAACCCAUUGGCAUCAGAAUAUUUGUCAUUUAUAGCCUGCAUCAGCCCACGAGAUAUCCCGCAAUCAAUCCUUCCACCUCCAGCAUCGGCGAAAAGGAAGACCGAUGCAUUGGGUCUUUUGGGUGCGUACUCUUUCAUCGGUGAACACUCUGGCGGAAGCUCGUUUAGUCUUCAUCGACUUGUACAUCUCGCCAUGCGAAAUUGGAUGAGAAGAAAUGAGGUCUUUGAAUACUGGUUACGCAAGACAAGUCAACGGUUGGAUGAAAUUUAUCCUGGUGAUGAAUAUACCAAUCAAGCAUUGUGGAGAAUCUACCUACCCCACGCACUCUAUCUAAUAGAGAGUGAAGACUUCCAUGGUAUCCACUCGGAAUAUCUUGGAUUGUCUUCAAGGGUGGGGAGAUCUCUAGAGAGCGAUGGAAGAUACAAUGAAGCUCAAAUGCUGUUCAUUGGUUGCCUAGAGGCCAGCGAUAGGGAUUUAGGACCAGACCAUCCCGAAACCAUCACCAGCGUUGGGGAUCUUGCUAGCGUGCUAUUACGACAGGGCAAGUUCAAAGAAGCUGAGGCUAUGCAACGCCGAGACCUGCUGGGUAAUGAGAAAGCUUGGGGACUGGAACAUCCCAAAACUUUGACUAGUCUAAGCAUUCUCGCUUUAACAAUUCAACAACAGGGCAAGUAUACAAAGGCUGAGACUAUACAUCGCCAAGCUUUGGAGAGCAAAGAAAGAUUUCUAGGGCCAGAGCACCCCAACACUAUUGAGAGUGUCUACAAUCUUGGUACGGUACUUGGGGAGCAGGGACAAUAUGAAGAGGCCGAAAAUAUGCUCCGCAGAGCGCUACAAAGCAAUGAGAAUGGUCUAGGAGCAGAGCAUCCUAGUACUCUUCGAUGCGUUAAUCACCUUGGCCUUGUGCUCGAAGAACAAGUCAAGUAUGAAGAGGCGGAGGCUAUGUAUCGGCGAGCUCUAGAAGGAAGAGAGAGGCUUCUAGGUCUAGGGCAUCCCGAGACUCUCAACAGUGUUAGCCUUCUUGGUUCAGUGCUUCAACAUCAGUGUAUGUACCAAGAGGCGGAGGCUAUGUAUCGCCGAGCACUAGAAGGUAGAGAGCAAGCUCUAGGCCUAGAGCAUCCCGAAACUCUUACUGGUAUACUCAAUCUUGGAUCUGUGCUUGAAGAACAGGGCAAUCACAGAGAGGCUGAAACCCUGAGCCGACAAGCACUUGAAGGGCUUGAGAAAGCCCUAGGACCAGAGCAUCCCGCUGUUGUUAAUUGUAUUGCCAGUCUGGGCUCAGUGCUCCAAAAACAGGGCAAAUACGAAGAAGCUGAAAAAAUGCACCGCCAGGCAUUGGAAUGCAAGGAAAAAAAUCGCGGCCCAGAGCAUCCUGAGACUCUUGACAGUGUCAUGUAUGUUGGCUCGGUGCUUGAAGACCUGGGAAAGCACAAAGAGGCUGAAGCAAUGCACCGCCGAGCACUAGAAGGCUACCAAAAGACCUUAGGGCCAGAGCAUCCUUCUACCCUUGCCAGUCUCGCCUACCUUGGCUCAGUUUUGAAACAUCGGGGUAAGUAUGAAGAGGCCGAAACAAUGCUCGGCGGUGCAUUGGAAGGCUAUGAGAAAGCUCUAGGAGCGGAGCACCCCUACACUCUUUCUACGGCCAGCCAUCUUGGCUUGGUUCUGGAGCAGCAGGCCAGGUACAAAGAGGCCGAAGCUUUGCAACGCCGUGCACUAGAGGGUAGAGAGAAAUUUUUCGGACCAGAGCAUCCUGAUACUCUCCUCAUUAAAGAGCGCCUUGCUGCAAUUCUGGAAAAGGAAUCAAGAAGUCCUGCACAAAUGUUCCCCGGGAAUCACCCUCUUUUCAGAUCCCUCGUCGGUACUUCCUGUCCUCUCCCGCUGCGUUGUGACCUGGACGAGGUUGAUUGA
This is a messenger RNA of Penicillium olsonii, 3702 nucleotides long. The record is from the annotation of a GenBank genome assembly. NCBI's taxonomy places the organism in Eukaryota, Fungi, Ascomycota, Eurotiomycetes, Eurotiales, Aspergillaceae.